Molecule: messenger RNA, 2937 nt
Organism: Ophidiomyces ophidiicola
Lineage: Eukaryota; Fungi; Ascomycota; Eurotiomycetes; Onygenales; Onygenaceae
Exons: 1
Coding region: 1-2937 (978 amino acids)
Biological process (GO): regulation of transcription by RNA polymerase II
Cellular component (GO): SWI/SNF complex; nucleus
Molecular function (GO): transcription cis-regulatory region binding
Source: RefSeq, a predicted model, not a curated record
AUGAACGCCUGGCUCAAUGACCCUGCGACGGCAAAUAUUCCACCUGACAAUGGCUCCUUUAGCAACGCGACCAUUGACCCGUCAAUGGCGUUCCUCCAAUCGCCGAAUCCCUCCGAUUCCGGCCAAUUCCAACGCAUGUUCAAUGGUGCUUCCAGGAACAUGUCGCCUGGCUUCCAUAACCCUAAUCCUGUAAUUCCAUCCAAGCGUGCUCGCCCGGAUGAUGGCUUCUCCAUGUCCCCAAGACUGGCGCCUGGCGCUCUUCCUGGGUCUCGUUCACAAACCCCCCACCAGGCACCCUUCUCCAGUUACCCAGACCCGGCCAAUGGUAAUCCGCAAUUCUCGCAACCACAGGCCCCGACGCCCUAUCAGCACCUUCAGACCGGCUCCAACAACCCCAGCCCUUCCCCUAUUUUGCAGGACUUCGACCCACAGAUUUCGCAGAGAGUUCAUACAGCUUCUCCAAGCCCCUUCUCACCAGCUGGAUUGCAUGUCUCAUCUCAAAUAUCGCCCACUCAAUCGGAUCACGGUAGUCGAGUGAACACUCCGCAAACCAGCACCUUUGGGCAGUCACUACCGUACGCGCCGCCGCCAAACCAGCAGUUUUCUCCACAAGCCCCCAUAACGACAGCAGGCGUUCACCCUGCGAUGCAAGCGCAAUAUGCCCAGAACAAUGCGGCUGCGAUGCAAAAUUAUGCAGCUCAGCAAAUUAACUCACAGCAGAGAAUGUAUCAAAUGCAGUUUCCGAACCAAGCACGCCAAUUCCAAUCUCCUAACCCGUCCACCCCCGGCAGACCCAUCAUCGCUGGUGCUAAUCCAGCAAACAACAACCAAGCCGCUGCAGUCAGACAAAUGCAUCAAAAUAUGGCAAAACCCACGAACCCAGAAGGAUUUUUGCGUGGAUUGCAGAGGUUCAUGUCAACGCGGGGACUUCCUUUAGAUCUUAACCCUAUAGUUUGCGGACGGCCAUUACAUUUGAUGCAACUCUACGCCACUGUUAUACGGCUUGGUGGCUCAAAGAAGCUUUCCGCGACCAACGGGUGGAUAUCAAUCGCCCAACAACUGCAUAUGACUCAAUUUCCUACAGCUCCUCGAGAAAUCAAAGAAGUGUACAUACGGAACUUGGCACCCUACGAGCAAGCCUGGCUCACUACGCAGCAAAAGCAAGUUAGCGACCCAUCGCAGAUGGCUGCCCAACGUAUCGUAGAUCCUUCUGCAACUCAACAGCACAUGACACCUUCCAAGGCUGGGCCACACCAGUCCUUCGACCUGAGUUCACAGCUCCACAAUGCGGGCCAACCGUCCAUGCAGCAACCAAACAAUAUUCAACCAAUGCAGAUGAAUGGCUUUGCUGUCGGUGCACAAGGCAAGCCGCUCCCAAAACAACAGUCGCCUCUCGGACACCAGCAUCGGUCGAGCCUUUCACGCCCGCCUGAGUCGGCCUCGCCAAAUGGUGCCAUACCUCCAUUUUCCCCUGGUGCAUCCCUGUCAGGAAAUAAACAGCCCUCACCUGUUGCCCCAAGAAAGCCAGGGGAGGAUUGUGGUUCCAUUCGACGACCCCUGGAAGACACGUUUAAGCCAGCGGUGUUGCCGGAAAGCAAUUUCCAUGGUCCAGUUGUAGUUGACGAUGCUUUCCAGGUUGGAGAGGAACUCAUUCGACUUAAACCUAGCGUCCCAACAUUUGGAGAACUCGGAGUAAUUGAUAUUCAUGCACUCACAAUGAGCCUCAAGUCAGGUAUUCAUGCAGAGAUGCGGGUAGCGCUGGACACUCUCAUCCAGAUCUCGUAUGAGUCUGCAGUACAGCUUUCGCUAGAUAAUUGUGACGAUUUAGCGGAGGCCUUGGUAGACUGUGCUGAGGACCAACUCGAUCUCCUCGCAGACAAUGCUGCAGAGGUCUCUGAUAUCAUGAUGCUUCCAUCAUACGAGGAGAUUGUUCGUGGAUGCAGACAAGAAAUGGAAACGCUAGUCGACGUUCCAGAAUUUGGGAGCCUUGACUAUGACCUUGAUCGUGCUGUGGAUCGCUUGAUUUGCGUUACCACGUUGCUUAGAAAUUUCUCUUUCGCCGAGUCUAAUUUUCACCCGCUUGCAAUGCCCCCUGUUAUCAAGUUUCUUGCUACCGCAGUGCGGUAUCUGGGAACCAGACAUAUGCUUCUGCGAACAAACCAGAAUACCCUCGAUUUUAUGAAGGACGUCGUUAUUUUCUUGAGCAACAUUUCCCAUUCCGUACACCUUCCUGGCAAGGAGGAGACUCUCUCCCUAUUACACUUUUUGAUUUCCUUUGCUCCAAACUCGUCCUCGUUUGGUCCCGAUGGUUUUAUGUUUACUUCGUACGAUCCAAGUAUUCAUCGGUACCUUCCGGCUGCCGUCGAUAGUCUUGCCAAGCUCCUUGCGCGCGACGACCCCAAUAGGAAUCAUUUCAGGAGUAUCUUCAUUCACGAUCAAGUGCCUUCUUCCAAUGACCUUCUAACCAAGGCAUUCUCAUUGGCCAUCGCCCCAAUACCAGAGCACACGAAAGGAAAUGUUAUCUCGCUAGCUGAUAUUCGAAAGCCAUUCCUAAUGCAGGGCUUGCUCUGCGGAGAGAUUUUAGCUGGUUUUACUGACAGUGACCUUGCGUAUUCCUGGUUCAAGUCCUCCGAUGGUUUCGCAGUCAGUCUUCUGCGCCUCGCUUGCCUACUCAGCGCCGAUCGGAAUGCGCCAGGUGGUCGACAUGGGCCGCCUGGUCGUGUGGAUGCGGACCUGUACUGGCACAGCACGGUUGGCCACCGUGCACUGAUGAUCCUGAGCCGGCUAGCUGAUAAGGCAAGGAAGCUUAACGGGGUGUUCACCAAUCCUCAAGGUGUGUUUCCGAAGAAGGAGAAUCUCCUUGGUGCUCUUCUCACACCCAAUAUCGAUCCGAUUGUUGUUCGCCAAUUGUGUGAAUAUGCUGUCUUAGGCAGUUGA